This is a messenger RNA of Pimephales promelas (fathead minnow), 8981 nucleotides long. The record is from RefSeq and is a predicted model, not a curated record. Lineage: Eukaryota; Metazoa; Chordata; Actinopteri; Cypriniformes; Leuciscidae.
UUAAACUUUUAUUGCUCAGAAUUGUGUGAUGUGGAGUCGCAAUUGUGUGUUAUGAAGUCAGAAUUGUGAGAUAUAUACUUGCAAUUCUGACCUAUAACCUUCUAUAACCUAUCUCAAGUCAGCAAUUCUGACUUUUUCUUGCAAUUCUGACUUUUUCUCAGAACUGUAAGAUGAAUGUACAAUUGUGAGAGAAAAAGUUGCAAUUACCUCAUUUUUUUUAUUCAGUGGCAGAAACAAGCUUUCAUUGUUUAAUUAUAGAAUUGCAUGUAUAGAGUUGUUUUUUAACAUACGUUCUUAUUGGCGAAUUCUCACAGGGUCAAAGUUCAUCAAAAAUCUGCUGCGAAUGGGAACGUCAGAAGAAAACGUUCACCCUCACGGGAAAUUCACUAGCAUUCUCUUCACAAUGAAAUGAUUGGAUUUAACCGGUGGAAAGUUGCUGAACAUUGGUAUGUAACUGCAUCUUAAAGAUCCACCGAUAAUAAUAAUACGAAUUUAGUUACCAGUUCCAUUUUACGAACAUUCUCGUUUAUGAACAUUUCGCGCCAAAUCCGACCCGCCCCUCAAUAUAUUGUGAUAUAACUAUUGGAUGGAAAAAAAAACAUGUUUUUCUUUAAUCUCUUCAUAAUGUAGCCACCCAGCAAUGCUAACAACCACUCAGAAGAACACAGAAAUAGCCCGUAUUAGAGCUCUGAAGCACACGUCUGGGAAUUCGACCUGAGGUCAGAUCUCCUUCAGCUCUAUAGUUCACACCGAACACCGAGCCUGUUGUUGAUACUUCUGUGAGAUGAUUACUUUGGAGACAGACCAGAGACAGAUAGAGUGACGUCUGUGGUCCUUUCAUUAACUUUAUGUCAUGAUGUUACACGCAGCUCCCAGUUAUUAUGGUCUCACUACAUUCCUAUCAUCAGUGUGGCUUAUUUUCUCGCUGAGUUAUCCAAAUCCAGUUCGGCCUAAAUGUCUGCCCGGCACAUCUUACAUCUGACUCAUGUUUCUUGAAGCCUACAAGUUCAUGCCCUUAUCCUAACUGUGAAUACAAAAUGCCUGACAUAUUUUUGCUCUGCCAUUUUUUUUUUCUGUCAGGGUUAUUGUGGGCUUUUUCACAGUUCCUUGCUUAAGUUACUUAAGGAUCACAGUGCCAGCUGAGGGCCACUUAUAUCUGCUGUCGAAAUGCUACAUCUGACCUUCGGUUUACAGCAGUGUUGCAGAUUCAGAAAAACUAUUAGCACUGAAUCCAUUUUAUCUAUUGAUUUUGUGUUUGCUCAUUCAUACUAUAAUCUCGAGGGGUGUGAUUUGCCCGUGAAUUUGCAUUUGCCCACAGCUAAGAGGCUAAAACCAAUUUCCCCAAACUACCUUGGUGAGUUCACAUGGUUUUAAUUUAAUUCAAAAUAAAUCAGAUUAGAUGGUUAGCAAUCUAACGCGUUACUCAACUGCCCUCUAGUGUCGCAAAUGGGAAAUUAAGGGUGUGCCUCAUUCUAACCGAGCAGGAUAUUAUAUCUAUUCCAAUAUCUUUCGUAUGCAACUGCAGUUGCAACUACAGAUCUUUUUUUUUCACAGUUUGUCAAAGAUUCCCUGCCGAAUGAUUGAUGACUCAGCAAUUGCGGCAACCAGGGCAUUUUCUUUAGCACGAGACAAAGCGACUCAGAAUACAGCUGAUACGUUCCAUUUCGGUGACGUCGACAUGAAUCGCUAUUAUUGUGGCUUUGACAUAAUUAAUUGCAUUCUUUUGUUAUCUGUGCUGCAUUCACACUGUAGAAUUGUUUGAGAUUAAAUGUACUGAAUUUUGACUUUUUUCUGUUGUAUUUUAGACUCUUAAAUAAGUUGUGUCCUUAAAAUAAUUGUUUAAAAAAAAUUAGUUCCUGGUGUAUUCGUGUUUGAAUUAGUCUAGUGUUCCUCAUGUAACCCAUGGCAACCGCACAGGAUGUAGGAGGAGGAGCUGAAAUUAAAUUCUCAGUCUUGUGAUUGGCUGAAACAGGUGUUCUGAGGUUUCGUAAUGAAUGAUGACUGAAGUAUGCAUGUGUUCAUUAUCUGAUCCACAUAAUAACCAGAGUGUUUUGGAAAUGUCUAUGAAGUUUUUCUCUUUGCAGCAUCAGUUUUAUGCAUGCUGAUGUUUGAUUGGGGGGAAUUAAAUGAAAGGAGUUGGUUCUUUGUUCCUUUUGUGUCACAAACUGUCUCACUCUUCCCCCCUCAGUACAGCAGACAGUAGCUAAUGCAGCAACUCUUUUGAGCGGUAGCCUGUUGUUGUUGUUAUGGAAACUGGGCUCUCGCUAUAUUAUUGUGAGGGCAGAACAGAAUGUGUCUCCAAUGAGCUACUCUCCACCAAAUUGUUCCACUGGCCAACAUACUCAGCAAAAUCGGCAAAAAGAGGAACGUAUGAGAAAAAUAUAUUGGCUUUUAUUGCUUGAGAGAAUAGAUAAUUAGGCUAUGUGUUGCUGUAGACCUUAUUCAGAGCAGCGUCAUGUAUCAGAGAGAAAUGUCUGCUGUCGGAGAUGUGCCUUCGUUCUUCCAGAACAUGGGAAGCUCCAGCCCCAACCAGCCACGGCAGAAAUUCUGUGGCAUGUUUUGCCCGGUGGAGGGUUCGUCCGACAACAAGACGCUGGACUUUGACUCGCUGUCCUCAAGGAAAGGUCGGGUGAUCGAGAGGCAGAAUGAUAUCUCCAAACCACAAAAAGUGGAGAUCAGAAGAAGUGCCGGGAAAGAGAAUCUGCAGAACCUGAAGGAUGAGAGUGACCGUCUCUUGAUUAAAGGGGCUAAGAUUGUGAAUGAUGAUCAGUCGUUCUGUGCCGACAUCUAUAUAGAGGAUGGCCUGAUCAAGCAAAUUGGAGAAAAUCUGAUUGUGCCCGGUGGGGUGAAAACCAUCGAUGCUCAUGGGCGUAUGGUGAUGCCAGGUGGCAUUGAUGUGCACACACGCUUCCAGAUGCCUGACAGGGGCAUGACUUCUGCAGAUGACUUCUACCAAGGCACCCGCGCUGCGCUGGCUGGAGGAACCACCAUGAUCAUCGAUCAUGUGGUGCCUGAACCCGGGACGAGUUUGAUCUCAGCCUUCAAUCAGUGGCGGGAGUGGGCGGACAGUAAAGCGUGCUGUGAUUAUUCCCUUCACGUGGACAUCACCGAAUGGCACAAGGGUAUUCAAGAGGAGAUGGAGACGCUCGUCAAAGAUCACGGCAUUAACUCUUUCCUCGUCUACCUGGCUUACAAAGACGUUUUCCAGCUCACCGAUUCCCAGAUCUACGAAGUGUUGAGUGUGAUUCGGGACCUCGGGGCCAUCGCUCAGGUCCAUGCUGAGAACGGAGACAUCAUAGCCGAGGAGCAGCGCAGGAUUUUCGAGUUGGGGAUCACUGGACCAGAGGGACAUGUCCUCAGUCGUCCAGAGGAGGUGGAGGCGGAAGCAGUCAACCGCUCUGUAACAGUGGCCAAUCAGACCAACUGCCCUCUUUACGUCACCAAGGUGAUGAGCAAAAGUGCUGCUGAUGUCAUCGCCCAGGCCAGGAAAAAAGGCACCGUAGUCUAUGGAGAGCCAAUCACAGCAAGUCUUGGCACGGAUGGCUCACACUAUUGGAGCAAGAACUGGGCCAAGGCCGCCGCCUACGUCACGUCCCCACCCUUGAGUCCAGAUCCCACCACACCGGACUAUCUCAACUCGCUGCUGUCAUGUGGGGAUCUGCAGGUAACAGGAAGCGCUCACUGCACCUUUAACACCGCCCAGAGAGCUGUGGGUAAAGACGACUUCACCCUCAUCCCCGAAGGAACCAACGGCACUGAGGAAAGGAUGUCCAUCAUCUGGGACAAAUGUGUGGUAACUGGGAAAAUGGAUGAAAAUCAGUUUGUCGCCGUCACCAGCACCAACGCCGCCAAAAUCUUUAACUUGUACCCACGUAAGGGCCGCAUUGCCGUGGGCUCCGAUGCCGACCUGGUUCUGUGGGAGCCUGAUGUUACAAAAAUCAUCUCAGCGAAGAGCCACAAUCUGGCAGUGGAGUACAACAUCUUCGAGGGUACCGAGGUGCGCGGGGUGCCCCUGGUGGUCAUCAGCCAGGGAAAGAUCGUACUGGAGGAUGGAAAUCUCCACACCAUAGAGGGAUCUGGACGCUACGUGAGCCGUAAGCCGUUCCCUGACUAUGUCUACAAGAGGAUAAAGGCUCGCAGCAGGCUUGCUGAACUGAGGGGCGUCCCACGGGGUCUCUACGACGGGCCGGUCUGUGAAGUCUCAGUGACGCCCAAAGCUGUGACGCCUGCUUCCUCUGCCAAAACCUCUCCUGCCAAGCAGCCCGGUCAACCGGUCCGCAACCUGCACCAGUCUGGCUUCAGUCUCUCUGGCGCUCAGGUUGACGACAAUAUCCCCCGCCGCAACACCCAGCGUAUAGUUGCGCCCCCUGGUGGCAGGGCCAACAUCACCAGCCUGGGCUAGACCCCUGUCCUCCAGCCGACAGGAGAACAGUGGGUUGGGGGAGGGAUGUCUAUAAACGGAGGGGUUUGCUGAAACCACCGUGUCAAAUCAAGAACCGAACCCUCCACAGGGCCCAUGAUUCUUUACUCCCUACUCUCCCAACCCCCGAGCUCUCGCCCUUUUCCCUAUUCUUUUCCCAACCUUACACCACUUCCUAAAGAAGACAUCUAGACAAAAAAAAAAAAAAGUAUUUGCCUCAUGUGAAGAAAGGAAACAUGUAACAUCCACAUUUGAGCACGUUCUGAUUGUAUGAUUUUUAUACUGUACUUUCUACCCACCAUGAGUCAUGUUGUUAUUUUUGUAUUUAACUUUAUUUGCUUUUUGAAAUCGGAGGGAUCAAGUGUGUUUACUAGAGAAGCUGUUUAUCAUUGUUACUUAUUAACAAGGCAAGGGUUAGAGUACUGGGUUUCUUGUGUCAUUGUUUGUGGAAAAAAGUCUAUUAGGACUUUUUAUUACAUUAGGAAUGUAUAUAUUUUUUAGGCUUUUUUAUUACGUUUUUUUUUUUUUUUUUUACUCAAACAAUCAGUUUACAUCAAUGAACACCUGACCGUAUUCCGCCCCUUCAGUGGCAUUCAAUGCGAUUCAUUUCUGUACCAGUCAAUAAAAGAAAGCUUUUCCAGUGGUUGCUAAUUAAAAACCAUGUUUUGUUCCACAACUAGAGAUAUUUAAUUAACAAUGUUAAUGUUUUUGAAGAAGAAACCCCAUAUACAAAACUUAACAACGUAGAGAAAAUAAGAGAGGACCACAAGUGAUUCUAGCUGUCCUCAUUCCAAAAGAAACUCAAUCUUUUCUCUCUUUUUUUUUUUUUUUUUUUUUUUUUUGUUUGUUGCAAAAGCUGCUUUAAUUCUUAAUGGUUAAGGAAAGGAUAAAGUCAAGGUUGUAACGUUAUUUGGUCGUGAAGAAAUAGAGGGCUGUUUCUUUGAGGAUUUUUGAGAAUUUAGUGGACAAAGUGGAUGUGGUGCUGUGAAAUUAGUAACCAUUUCCUAAUGCACUAGAGCCUAAAGUAUACUUACAUUUUUGACAUGCGUACAGCCGAACAAGUUGCGUACGCAGUGUUGUGUGUGCUACGCGAGCGCAGCAGUCAAACACGUCCGUCUAGCACUUGUUUACAUAGAAAAACGCAAAAAUGCGUUCUGUGUGAACGGCCACUUAGAACGUUUCAUCCUCGUCCAGUGUCUGCGCUAUUUCUCAUCGAAGUUAUGAACAUAAAUGUUAUUUAAAAAGUAUUUUUUUUUUACUCGAUAAAGUAGUCAUGGGAAUUUCUCAACUUACACAAACGCUCAAUCCCCACAUUUCUUUUUCCGCUUUUAAACAAGACGAGGCCAGUGUUGCCACCUUGUGGGCAAAUUAAUCAUCUUUUUUUUAAAAUCAAAACCCAUGUGCUAGCUGAGCUUAUAGAGUACACUAGUUUACAAAAAUCAGGCUGCUCGCGUACUAUGCUGCUGACCUAUGCUUAUGCGUAAAAACCGAAGUAUACUUUUGGCUUGAGGGCCAAAAUAAACCCAGAAGGAUGUUUCUGUAGGUUUGGUUGCUGCGCAGUACGAAUACGCCUUGUGAGUCGUUAGAUUUUACGAUAUUGAGCGGUUAUGCUGCAAAUUUCUUUCAACAAAUGUGAUGUCGCAGACCUUACGCUAAUGUGUCUUUUUUGUAUCUUUAACUCCAAGCUGUGCCGGACUUAUAAUGCUGAGUGCUGCUGCAAGAGCUUGUUCGUGUUUUAUGUUUGAAACAACUGAAAGGCUGUUAAAUGUAAAAUAGCCGGUUAACCGAUACAAAGGUGCCAGAUUUUUUUCUGAACUCUUAAAUGUAAAAUAGCCAGUUAACCGAUGCAAAGGUGCCAGGUUUUUUCUCUUAACUCGUCAUAGUGCUUUUGCAAGGCUUUUCUGAGUACGAGUUGUCAGCGUCAUUCUUAAUGUCGACAUCCAUUUUUAGUGCUGUAGUAAAAUGCUACAUACGACAGUCAUGUGAUUUUCAACAGCUGUGUUGAACAUGGCAGCUCCAUGUUUUAGUGUUGUUGUUUUUUUUUUUAUCAAAUAUUGAAAGAGAUUUUCUGUUAAUCUGUUUAUUUUUCAUUCAAGUUGGUCUGAAAACAUGCCCUAAAAGCACAAAGGAUAAUGCAUUGAGCAGCUGGCUCGCUAGGUUAGCUGAUAUAGCCUUUAGUGUGUUAUCAGUUUUCUUUACCUGUGUUUGACAUUUCCGAAACAUGAAGUUUGGCUUAACACGUAGACAUAUCAUAAUAUUUUUUUUUUGUUUUUGAAAUGGCUUUAGGGUACAUCACAGCCAUUAAUUAUGGUAAUUGCUAAUGCUAGUCGGUUGCGUGUGGUAAUGUGGGAGGGACAUUCUCAUUGCAUUUGAUUGGACAGAAAUAGUUAGUACAAGAUGAGUCAUCAAUAUUUCUGGAUAUUUUUUUUUUCUGAAGAGAAAAACUGUACAUUUUAAAUGCUUAUCUGCUAACGUAUGCUAAUGCCACAAAACUGUAAUUUUAAUUUAAUGGGGGUUUUAACCAUAACGAUAAUCCACUUUUUGUGGAUGGUGCUAAACCUUAUGUUCAGCCCAGACGAAGGAGGCAUACUAGUAGGCUAAACGCAGUAAUAAAAAGGCUUUAAUUGGAUUUAAUGUGCCUUUCUUAAAAUCUCGACAUGCGACGGCGGAACUUUUUUUGUAUAAUCUGUUUUUCAUUUACUAAACCCGUCCUCCAGCUGUUUUCUUUUCCCUCAUGCACAUCAGCAAAACCUUGGCCUGUAUUAUCAUUCUCCAUUGCUUGCCUUUUCCUCUAUGACUCAACACUGAGAAACACACUCAGAGACACACACAAGCUCCACUUCAUUCCAGCACUGGUAAGGUCUAACCUUGCAUAUUCACUGCUGCUUAGUUGUUAGUGUGUACUCAAAGACACACAAUUGUUUGUUCCAAAGUGAGGGAACUAAGAGACUUGGGGAGGAAAAAAAUAUGUUAAAUGCUUUUGAAUUCAUUUCCGCAAAACGUUUGUUCCUCGGAGAAAACUUAGUAACAUUAAUAAUAUGAAGUAUGAGGGUAAACUAUUUCAAUGUUUGAGUUCUCCCAAGAAAAUUUGCUAACAAAACUGGAACGCACGACAAAAAUACCGAUUAAGAAAAUUACGUUUUUCAUCCAGUUUUCCAAGUUAUUAGGACAGUAUGGUCUCCUCACUAAAAUGUAAAUUUUGGCUUGUUUUAAUACUGUUCUAGUGUUUUUUUUUAACGUUAAUUGCACUUUCAUUAGCUAAGCGAAAACACAGCGGGAGAAAAAAAAGCGUUGUUGUUGCCCCGCGAGACUGUCUUUCUUUUGGAAUGUAUCUGAAAUAGAGGGUGACGCGAGGUUAAUGAUUCAUUCUGUUCGCAUGGAUGGACUGAUGUAUUCAUGGUGACGGUGAGAGGGGUCACUACUGGCCUCAUAACGUAGGCUAUAUCUGCUAGUUAUCACCUCAUGACUGUUAUUAUUGUUUUCGCUCUUCCUGUUUCUUGUUCGUUUCUUGCUGACCUCAUUGCCUUUCUACUGUUACUAUGACGACUCUUUUAUUUGUGAUGGCAACACAUUACACAUCGAAAGCAUAUGCCCCAUAGCAACCCUUCUGGGCUUGGUGCUAUUAAAACAACAUCGAAUGGUUGGAUCACUUCAACUAAAUUGUGAUUACAGUGCAACACAAACUGUUAUAUGUACAGAAUCUGUUUUGUGCCUUUCUUGGUGGCACGUUUUUCUCUGGAUUGAUAGUUUGAGAGACAGCCAAAAAAAAAAAAAAAAAAAUAUUAUUCGUAUUUGGUAUUUUUGUCUUGUUAAACAUCUGUGACACAGGAGCAAAAAUAUUGGAGAAGAAAAACUGAGUUAGGCUAAAGUAGGCUAAUAAGGGAGUAUUGAAUAAGUUUUUUUCCCACUACACACAUCAUGGACAGUUUUUUUUUCUUUUGUUUUUAACCUGAAUAAUUUAAUGUGUAUUGUUUGCCACUGUGUAUUUUUCACACACAUACUUUAUUACUUUUCCACAAUUUUGCUUCUCAGUUUAAAUUAAUGGUUAGUUUAAUAAAUAAAAAAACACAACAAACAUAUUAAGCUAAUUAUUUUAUUUUUUAUUUAAGCUGGUGUGGAAAUAUGGCAUAAAUUGAGAACAGAAUUGUCCUAUGUGAGUUUUUCAAGUCUUUUCCUUGAGACAUCAUGAGCAUAUGCAAGAGUUCAAAUAAAACAUGCCAUGAGAAUUUCCUCUGAUCCCAGAGCAGCUGUCGACACACACACACACACACACACACACACACUUUGCUAUGUGUGCUUGAAUGUUCUUUUAUGCGUGGUAUGUAAUCUAUGUAAAAUGCUGAUGGGAACUGAAAGAUGGUUUAGUCUGAGGUUGCCAAAUGAUUUCUAGUCCCGCCCCUCUCUUUCCCCAUUAACCCCAGUCCAGAAGUGAACCUGUUGUGUGCUGGUGUUUAUACUGUUGGCUGUGCUGUUUGAGGAUGUUCGCUUGCGCUGAAAAGUGUCUAAUCCCUUGAAUGGUGAUGUUACAAAAAUGGAAAAUUAAUAAAAGGGGGAGAAAGGA